GGGUGUUGACAAGAUGGCGGCGAUCGGGGGGCUGCAGGACCGGGUGGAGGCGCUGGAGCGCCGGGUGUUCGGGCCCGGGGAGGCCCGCGGGCCGCGCAAGGCAGCAGAUGGCUUGGUGAAAGUUCAGGUGGCUUUGGGGAACAUUGCAAGCAAAAGAGAGAGGAUUAAAAUUUUGUAUAAGAAAAGACUGUGUGUGCUAUCCCCUGUGAUCAGAUCCCCUAGAAAUCCGCAGCCCAUCAGGCCUGAUGUCAUCAGAAAGGAUUUAUUCAUAGAUUCAUAG
Molecule: messenger RNA, 280 nt
Organism: Terrapene triunguis (Three-toed box turtle)
Lineage: Eukaryota; Metazoa; Chordata; Testudines; Emydidae
Product: dynactin subunit 3-like
Exons: 3
Coding region: 14-280 (88 amino acids)
Biological process (GO): cytoskeleton-dependent cytokinesis
Cellular component (GO): dynactin complex
Source: RefSeq, a predicted model, not a curated record